UCAUAUAUAACUCCUCCCUCUCCUUUUACCCUUCUUUAUCUAACUACACAAGUGUUUCUGUUCUCUAUUAUGCGAACCAGAAGAGGCUUGUGUUAUCCUCAAACACUUCCACUUCCAAACAUGUCUUCAAACACCCACAAACGACAGAAGAGAAUGCCGGAAAAUACCACCGGCGGUUCCGAUUUCUUUGACUAUUUACCUGACGAUAUUGUCUUGUCUAUCCUCGGUAAACUUAGCUCUACCGCUACCUCCCCCUCCGAUUUCAUCAGUGUUCUAAUCACGUGCAAGAGACUAAACGCUUUAGGUCUUAACUCUCUUGUUCUGUCGAAAGCAUCGAGCAAAACAUUAUCAGUUAAAGCUAAAAACUGGUGCGACUCUGCUCACCGUUUCCUCAAACGUUGUGCAGACGCUGGAAACAUUGAAGCGUGUUACACUCUCGGAAUGAUUCGGUUUUACUGUUUGCAAAACAGAGGAAGCGGCGCUUCGAUGAUGGCAAAAGCAGCUAUGAAAUCUCACGCGCCGUCGCUGUACUCGUUAGCUGUUAUACAGUUUAACGGAAGUGGUGGAACGAAAAAUGACAAGGAUUUACGCGCUGGUGUGGCUCUGUGUGCACGCGCUGCGUUCCUUGGUCAUAUCGAUGGGUUACGUGAGCUUGGCCAUUGUUUACAAGACGGUUACGGUGCUAAACAGAACGUUAUAGAGGGACGGCGGUUUCUAGUUCAAGCUAACGCCCGUGAACUUGCUGCUGUUUUAUCUAACGGAAACAGUAAACAUCCGUUAAUGAGGUGGAGUGUUAACCCGGUUAAGAACCAGCCACCUCAGAUUCCUGUCGUUUCUGGUUCGGGUUCGGGUUGUCCGUUGCUGAGUGAUUUUGGUUGUAAUGUUCCGGUCCAGGAAGCUCACACUGCGAACCGGUUUUUAACGGAGUGGUUUGAAAACCGGGGCGGGUUUCCGGGUCAAGGUAUGAUGCUGUGUUCGAAUACGGGUUGCGGCCGGCCAGAGACAAGGAAGCACGAGUUUCGAAGGUGUUCGGUUUGUGGUGUGGUGAAUUAUUGCUCCCGCGCCUGUCAAGCGCUUGACUGGAAGUUUCGACAUAAGGGGGAGUGUGCGCCGGUUGAGAGGUGGUUAGACGAGGCGGGGCAACCUGUUGCCGUUGAGGGUGUGGGUAACGGUGACGGAGGCGUUAACGUUGAAGAAGUUGAUAGGUAGAUGAAUUUUGCGAGACUUCAAGUUGACGGUAACGGAAAAUUGUUUGGAACUGUAAUUUUUUGGCAUAGGAUACUGAAAUAUGGAAAAAGUGAAAAUAUUUAUUAUCUCAUUUAUUAAAAUUUGGCUCGCAACUCCAAUGCUACCUAGAGUGGUCUUUUCUGUUCCUUUUACUCUUUGUUUUUUAAUGAUUUUAUAGAAGCAAAUUUAAAAUAUUUCUUUGAAAAGAAAAAAAUGAGAGGGAUGCUUUUUAUUUUAUUUCUAUAUUUUAUUUAUUUUCUUAUGAAUUACCUAAAAACAACCGUUAGUAGUUACUUUUAGUUGGGUCCAGAAAAAUUAAUAAAUAAAAAAUUUAAUAUUUCUAGUUUGAAAGAAUAACCUACAUUUAGUGGAUCUUAUUACCAUAGAGGAAAAAAAAUUGAACAUUAGGUUCAUAAUUUGACAUUUUAGUCAAAUCAACUUUAAAUCAUCCCAUUUAUUUAUUAUUGUUUGUGGCUAAUAAAACGAUGCUUCAAUGAGAUAUGAAAUCAGACAGACAUUAAGGAUAUGACGUGUAGUGUAUAUUUGCAUCAAAGUAGGCACCACAAUGUUCUAAACAAAAUAAAUAAAAAAUGCAUGUCAAAAUGUAUACCACAUCUUAAGUGGGGCUACACAAUCUUACCUUCUCAAAUACAUCAUAACUACUUUAGAACAAAGUUGGAUAUAUAAUGGCACCGAUUCUUUAGGGGAUAUUGGCUAUGAGUGAUCAAGUUUAUGUUUAGGAUAGAUUUGCUUGAUAUUCUUACUUUGCUUAGAGGAAAUAUUGGCCCCCAAAUUUGGAGUGUAUGAAUAUCAAUCAUCUUGUUUUGGAAUCUCUUUUAUGAAUGAUACAUCGAUUUGUCAAGUUGGGUGUAUUAGAAGCAAAUCUGUCAAAGUUAAGAUGAUAUUAUUAUCUAAUUAAAGCUCUAAAGGAAAGUUUUUAUCAAAAUUGCUAGAGUGUAUCUUAUGAUAUCA
Vicia villosa (hairy vetch) is the source of this 2199-nucleotide messenger RNA. Its product is annotated as F-box protein At1g67340-like. The transcript is spliced from 3 exons. Lineage: Eukaryota; Viridiplantae; Streptophyta; Magnoliopsida; Fabales; Fabaceae. The coding region runs from base 70 to 1209 and encodes 379 amino acids. Gene Ontology annotation, molecular function: protein binding. The record is from RefSeq and is a predicted model, not a curated record.